Paramecium primaurelia is the source of this 387-nucleotide messenger RNA. NCBI's taxonomy places the organism in Eukaryota, Ciliophora, Oligohymenophorea, Peniculida, Parameciidae. The record is from the annotation of a GenBank genome assembly.
AUUAUGAAUAAAUUUUUAAUUACAUUAGCAAGAAUACCAAAAUGUCAACCAAGAUUUGGAUUUGCAGACGUUUUGAAAGACAAAGAUAAAGGAGAUGAGAAAGUGUAUUUUACUAAAGAAGAUUGUAUAUAAUUAACAAAAUUUAUUAGAAAAGUUAAUGUAAAAGUUACUUAAGAAAAUGAAAGAAAAUAAUGAAAAGCCAAAAUCAUCAGGAAGUAAUGACAAAGAAGACAAGGAAGAUUUGCAAGUAUACAUAUUAAAAUUAAUCUAGAAAAUAUUUUCCAGAUAUAAGAUUAAUUACACUGAUGCAUUGAUUGAAGAAGUCUUAAAUUGGAAGAGAGGAGAUUGAUAUAUAAUAAAUAUAAAAAAUAUAAAGAAUAAUCAUCU